This is a messenger RNA of Cornus florida, 444 nucleotides long. RefSeq lists its product as uncharacterized. NCBI's taxonomy places the organism in Eukaryota, Viridiplantae, Streptophyta, Magnoliopsida, Cornales, Cornaceae. The transcript has a single exon. The coding region runs from base 1 to 444 and encodes 147 amino acids. The record is from RefSeq and is a predicted model, not a curated record.
AUGAGAAAGAGAUCCUUAUCUUUUCAGGUAGGGGACCUUGUCUUUCUCAAGAUUUCACCACGUAAGGGGCUUAUGAGAUUUCGACAGAGUGGCAAGUUGUCUCCUAGGUUCAUUGGACCAUUUGAAAUUUUGGAUCGCGUUGGUGAAGUUGUUUAUCGAUUGGCAUUAUCGCCACAUCUGGAUAGGGUUCAUGACAUUUUCCAUAUUUUUAUGUUGAGGAAGUACGAGCCGGAUCCAUCACAUGUUUUGAGGUGGAUAGAUGUUAUUGUUGAUAAGGAUGUGACCUACGAGGAAGGUCCAGUCCAGAUUCUUGACUCUAGAGAACAUGUGUUGCGGACUAAGAUCAUUCCAUUGGUCAAGGUUUGUGGUGACAUCAUGAAGUCGAGGAGACUACUUGGGAGCUCGAGCAGGAGGUUCGCUCUUGGUACCCAGGUUUGUUCGUAA